Eimeria tenella is the source of this 5385-nucleotide messenger RNA. RefSeq lists its product as uncharacterized. The annotation marks the transcript as partial. The transcript has 21 exons. NCBI's taxonomy places the organism in Eukaryota, Apicomplexa, Conoidasida, Eucoccidiorida, Eimeriidae. The record is from RefSeq and is a predicted model, not a curated record.
GACUCGCUUUUGAAUUCGAGUCAAGACUUUGACUGGACGGGGUUCCGGCAGCUGGCAGCAAAGGCAGCAGACACGGGAGUGGGAAAUGGAAUUGGGCCUUCUUUUUUUAUGCACACUUUCGACUCGGAAGGGACUUUUGUUUUUGCGUCUUCGGCGCAAAACUCCAAACUGUCUCUCGUCAAAGUCCUGCCCCCCGGCAUGCAGUGUCCCGCAGACACGGGAUACCCCACUCCCAUUCGGCUGCGUCAGCUGAGUCUGCUGGCCAUCUCGCUGACUACCAGCGAAAUAAUUCUUGACCCUGAUUGGCUGCUGCUGGUGGGGCUGCUGCUGGGGCUGCUGCUGGUGUGCCUUUUGCUGCUGGGGCUGGCUGCGCGUUUCCUGCGGCACCGCUGGCCCGCUGUUGCUGCUGCUGCUGCUGCUGCGCGGGGCCCCCUGUGCCUCCGCAGCUGCAGCGAGCUGCUGCUGCACCGCAGCAAAAGGGCCCUCAGACGCAGAGCAGCAGAUCUCUGCAGCAGCUUCCUCAGGCCUUCGGGCCCCACACGCAUUUCCCACUUCCGAGUCCGCAGCGAGUUGCAAGAAGUCCUUGACAACACUGAGCAGCAGCAAUAUGACCCUUUGGCGGACAUCAAGCCCGCGCUGGAUCGUCUCCACGUCGAAAUAGAUAUUCAAGACCUCCGCGUUGUGCAGGCAACUCUGGAGAAGCUGUGCGACAUGCGGGCAGCAGUCUCAGCAAUCUUAGAUCAAGAAAUGCAAAAAGAAAAAGAGACAUGUGCAGAGGCAGCUGAGCUGGUGGAGAAACUGCUCAAGUCGCUGCAGCAGCAAGUGGAGAGUGCAGAACUGAAGGGAACUUUGCCUCUGCGGAGUCAGCAGGUGACGGCGCUGCUGCGCUGCAUAUUGGCUGCGCUGCAGGGGCCGGAGCAGCGGCAGGCAGCAGCAGCAAAGCUGCAGCAGCUGGAGGAGCAGCUCAAGAACUUGCCGGGGCAGCAGCAGCAAACUUUCAAAACUGCAGAAGCCAGCAACAGAGAAGCAGAAAUCCUCAGAAGCUGCGUCGCAAAGGCCGGCCCUUCUGUCUACGACUCCCUCGACGCAGCCAUCAGAACUGCCAAGGAAAGCAAAGACUCGACAGCGGAGGCCAAAGAAGCCACUGUGGAGUUCGCAGCAAAAGCCACUUCGGACUUGGAGGGCCAGCGGCACUUCAUGUUGGCUUCCGUUUACGACUUGCAGCUGAAGCAGGAGGCGAAGCAGACGGCGGGGCGUUUCAAGAGUUUGUUGUAUUUGCACCGCCACGUGGACCUCGCCGAGCGCAGGAAACUCGAAAAGAGCGAAGCUUUCAAAACCCUUCUUGCAGUUUCUCGCCAAGAGGUCUUCGAACUCCAAGAAGCACACAGCAGCAAGAUCCUCGAGUGGCAGCAAAACGCGCUCGUUCAGAGAGUCAGGGAAGACGACAGAAUGCUGAAGGAACUCUCAGGGCCUCUCGGCCGGGCCUUCCAAGAGACCAUGGCGGAGCUGCUGACAGCGCGAGAAGACGAAAUUUCGUCAAUGGUGAAUAACCUGUCGGGCUCUGUGGGUUCGAUAGUGCAGCAGCGGUGUUCGAAGCUGGCUGGCAACUGGAGCCAGUCCUCCUACACUCGGAGGGCUUUGAAGGAGUUGAAGGAGCUGAAGCAGCAGCAGGAGCUGCAAAUAAAAGCGAAAGCAGAUCAGCAAAUGGAGCUGCUGCGCACUUCUCUGCAAGCUGCCCACGACGCUGCUGCCCGCCACUCCCGCGUGCUUUCUGAGCGCGAGCUCGCGGCGCUCACGAAGCUGCACAAGGCUUUCAAGAAGGAGCUGCGGGCUCAGCACGCAGCAGCAGCAGCAGCAGCAGCAGCAGCAGCAGACACGCAGGCCGAGGCUCUCAGCGCUGCCCGCAGGUGCAAAGGAAGCUCCGGAAAGAUCGUCACGGAGAUGUUCUCUGCAUGCUUUGCAAAUGCAGGCUCGCAGGACAACUCCUCUUCAGCCCAGCCCCCCCUCUCCUUCGACUCCGACAAAAUCGACGCAAUUCGCAAAGAAGCUCUUGAGAAACUUGCUGCAGCUUUUGCCCGCCGCGAAGAACUCCACAAACAGGCGGAGGCGCAAAGGCUCGACCACCUCGAGAAGCACCGCCACGCAAUCUUGAAGUUCAUCACGGAAACUUCGAAACUCGCCUCGGACCGCGCGCGCGGGGCGGCUACCAAAAUCGCAACUCUUGCGGAAGCAACAGCAACAGCAGAAGCAAGUUUGGGGGCUCCCCUGGUGCGGCACAUGGGUCUGUCCCGAGCUUUUGAAGAUUUGCUGCAAGUCCAAGCGCUGCCGGACAGCACUCGAAGCAAAGUUUUGACGCUGAGACAAAAGCAGCAAGCCACUUUCCAGGCCCUCCUCGAUGCCCACAACAAGAAGUUCCAACUCGCCCACUCGACCGCAGUUGUGGGCCUCAAGCGCACAAACAGUCGCUACAUAGAGGGACUGAAACAAGCCAUGUACAAACACCGAGAAGAGACAGAAGAGUUAGCCAGGCAGGCGUUGGAGAAACUCGCAGAAAUCCACAAAAAAGAUAUCGAGGAAAGGACUCAACUCAAGACUCUUCUGGCCAAUAGCAUUUCUGAAGCUUUGGUGCUGACGGCAGAGGCGGAGGCGCGCACAGAAACCUGCCAGAAGCAACUUAAACUCCUUGAGGGAUAUAAAAGCCAUCAAUAUGACUCAGGGGAGCUCAAGUCCAGGCUGGAGGAGGCGGCUGCAGAGGAGCAAAGUCUGGUCAAGAGUGCACAGGAAGAAGAAGAAUCGCGUCUGGAAGACCAGAAAACAGCCUUUGAAAUGCUUGGCGCCAAGGAGAUGGAGCUGGUCGAACUGCUGCAUGCGCAUCAGCUGCAUGUCAGUGACAGCAGCCACAUGGAAAUCGCCGCGGCAGAGCUCCAUGAAGCAGAGGUGCAAAGCGCCACAGAACGCAUUACAGAGCUGCUGCUGCAGCACGCCAAGACCCAGGCCGCAGCAAUAUUCAGCAUUGCAACUAGCGGUGCUCCCGCGGUGGAAGCCGACAUUGCUGACUACUGCGCGAGCUGGGAGAAGGUGCUGGCCAGCUCAGCAGCAACCAAAGCUGAGGACCAGCAGAGACAUAAAACAUCCAACGCCGAUCGCAUGCACAGCCUCAUGAAGUCCCAAGAAGCCCAAAACCUGACAAGGCGCAAGCAUCAACUGCAUUUGCAACAGUACCAGGGGCCAAUGGCGACAGAGAAAAGCCGAUUCGUGAAUGACUUAUUGCAUCAGCUGGCCGUGUACCAAGCGAAUGCAGCUUUCGAGGCGGAGAAAACGGCUUUGGAAACGAAAAGCGGCGAAGAGCUGAGGGCCGUGGAAGCCGAGCUUGAGGAGCUCGAGGCACUGAGCAAGCUCGCUGCGGAGCCAGCAAACUUCAGCCAGAGUCCCGAUGGCUCAGCAAACGCAGUCGAUGGUGCUGCACAGGCUGAAGGGUCAGGAGAAACUGAUGGAAAGGUUCGGGACAGCGUAGAGGAUCCAGAGGCGUCCGGCGCAGAGAAGCAACUUGGGGAGGAGUCUGCUGGGGGCCCCAGCAGCAGCGGAGAAGCUGGAGAAGACGCAGCAAAGGAAGGAGGACAGGAAGGUGCUGAAGAAUUGCAAAGUGGCAGAGAUGCGGUGGAGGAGAAACGGCGGCAGCUGGAACUUGCGUUGGCCGCGGGAGAUAUAAAAGGGGCUCAGGCACAUCUCGUUGAGAUCUACAAGCAGCGCAUGAGGUACGCCGAAGAAGAAGCUGAUCGGGAAAGAAUGCUGCAAGACCAGCGCACGCAGCAGUUGCUGCAGGAGAGGCGGCGGCGGCUGCUUGAGAAGAAAGCCCGGCUGGAGGCGGAACGGCAGCAGGCCCUGGAAGAACUGGAGAAAGCGAAACAGGAAAAGCUUGAAAAGCUGCAGCAAGAGCUGCAGCAAAACCUGGUGGACUUUUCCAUAGAGUUCGAAGUCGAGCCGCACGAACUUGACAAGCUCUCUCGCCAACUCUGGACAGAAUCCCACCAGCGCUACCAGAAACAGCUGCGGGAGCUUGAAAAGAGGCAUGCACAAGACACGGAAAGUGGCUACGAAGCAUUCCUCAAGGAGUGGGAAUCAAACCACGACGGAGAAGUCGAGGCUGAGCUUCAACUUAGGCAUGUGGCCUGGCGGGCAGCUGCGAGAGAAUUGGAAGACCACCAGCUGCACGAAAAGCACGAACUCGAAGAGUCAUGGCAAACGGCCCUGGAAGCUGAUACCACAAUACGCACUGUCUGUUUGUGGCCAAACAUCAUGUCUUCAGGAAAGCUUAAAAUGUUGGCAGCAAAGGGUAGCGAAGCAGCGAAGGAGUACCUUGAAGAGAUAAAAGAAAAAAGGAAGCAAAUGAGUGAAGUCUGGCAGCAGCGCUUCCAGCAAAUUCGGCAGGAGCAAGCGGAGGCCCAGAGAGCCAUCGAGGAGAAACAGGCAGCGUACAAGGCUCAAGUAGGAGAGCGCAUCAAAGCCGUUGAAGAGCAGUGGGCACAAAAGCUGCGGGAUCUCAAAGACGAGGAGUGGACGAAGCUUCAGCAAGUGCAGGAACUCGCGGAGGCGGGCAUAAAAGAGCGCCGAAUGAUGAUUGCUGCUGCCACGGAAGCAAGAAUGAAGGCAAGUAAAGGGGAAGGAGACGAGGCCGGGGGCUCCACGGGGGAUACAAUGCACGACCGGUUGCUAAAUGAGCUGACAGCAGAUCUGCGUCAGCUUGAACGCGUUCUUCAAGCCGAGAAAAAUCGCCAGCAAGCAAAAUAUCAGGAAAAGCUUCUCAAGAGGAUGCAACAAAGAAGACGCCGCAUCCUAAUUGACGCAGCGAAAGAGCAGAAAGCAAUGGCUCAAGAUGCUCUGGAGCAUCAGGCCCAACUACUGAGCCAGCAACUCCAUCAGCAACGCUUUCUCUUUAGUCGAGCAAAAACUAAACAGGUGGCCCUCAAGUUCUCUCACCAGUGGCUUGUACAAGCCCGGCAAAUGCUGCGAGCUCGCGCUGAAGGUGCUGAAGAAGAUGAACAGAAGUUGCACGAGCUGUCGGAGAGGGAGUUUAUGAAACGCUGCAACCUCAUGCGCAAGACGCUUGCGAAAAGCAUGAAGCAAGUUGAGUCUCUCGUUCGGGGUCUUAUGCCGGACAAGAGUUCGCGAGACACCCCAAGAGGUGAUGAAGGUCAAACAAUAAGACAGGGCCGGCAAGGCCAAGCAACAAGACUGGCAGUGUGCCUUCAAGAGGUAAGGAACCGGAAGCCACCGGCUCACCACACCUUAAAGAGAUCGGCUAUCAGAAAUAUACACCAGCAAGUAUCAACUUCUGCCACGCAGCUCAACGUCGUUCGACGCAAAUUCCUCAACUCUCGCACAUGA